This is a messenger RNA of Perkinsus marinus ATCC 50983, 5544 nucleotides long. RefSeq names its product gag/pol/env polyprotein, putative. Gene Ontology annotation, molecular function: metal ion binding; nucleic acid binding. The record is from RefSeq and is a predicted model, not a curated record. Gene Ontology annotation, biological process: DNA integration. The transcript is spliced from 3 exons. The coding region runs from base 1 to 5544 and encodes 1847 amino acids. NCBI's taxonomy places the organism in Eukaryota, Perkinsozoa, Perkinsida, Perkinsidae.
AUGGCAUCGAGUUCCGCAGUCAGGAGAGCGCAAAUUCCAAUAUCUGGCUCCGAUGCGGGGACCCUGCCCCACCUGGUCGAUGCAAUCACUUUCACUGCUGGAUCUCCCCGUCCUCUCUUCGACGAUUCUACUGCUUCUGACGACGCUGCUAACAUAAUCCUGGCUGUUGUUGAGGGAGCCCUCACCACGAGCAUCUUGCCCGACCUGCAAACAUGUGCUGACGCGCUUUCAGUAGCGCUAGUGGAGAGGCAGUGGGGCACGCUAAGCGACGAGGAGAAGGACAACAUCACGGGGGUGGUUGGUGAUCGCUUCGUAGAAUACGUCGCUCGGCGCAUUGAGCAUGCCUGUACCAGUGCCGCCGAAGGAGUCUUGCAGCAGGAUGAGAUCAAGCAUCUCUCGAGGAACCUUUCUGAUAUGGUCGUUACCCGAGCAUUGCAUACGCAGACGCUUGUUGAUCGCAUCUCGCCCCAACACCUUCUCCCGGACUAUCGCCGCCGCAAUCUCGCUGCCCUUCGAGAGCUGCAGAGCGUACGUUCCAGCGUGUUCUCACCCGGGUGGAGAGACUGGUUCCUUCAAGUUCCGCCGAGCUCUUCGCCGCCUUCAAGACGCACGGGGACACCUGAGGGACUCGCCCCUGCUCGUCUGUCGCCAAUUCAAGUAGAGAGGGUCUCGGCAGCGCCUGCCAUUUCUUCCCAUCCAAGUGUCCACUCAUCUGCGGCUCAAGCAACUGUGCAACGAGUCGGAACUGAAUCUGUGGUUCCAAGCGCCGGAUCCACGGAGGCGGUGGACGAAAGUCGGAGGAGACUGGCUCACAAGGAUGCCGAUAAGGCAGCUAAAGCAUUCAAGGGUGGACCCUACUCUGGUAUUGAUGAUCCUCGUGGCCUCUCCGGGUUUUGGUGGCAGCUGGAGAGCUUCGUUGUUCGCCGUGGUUGGCGUCUUGGUGGGCCGGAACAGUACUUUCUCCUCACUAAUCUCGUACCUGAGGAUGAGGCUAGAGAUGUCUUGGACGAGGAGGCACCAGUGACGCUCUCGGGUUAUGCGCAAGCCGUCGAUCGCAUACAUCAGACUUUGUUAGAGGAUAGCGGUGGUAUAUUGGAGUCUGAAAAGUUGCUAUCCGAGACUGUGGUUCGCCAAUCAAGCGAGUCGCUUACGAGCUUCAUUGCUAAGAUCGAUAAAUGGACCAGGCGCUGCAAGAGCGCUGGGGUUGCUCUUUCUGAUGGACAUAUCAUUAAAGCUUACCGUGUGGGCAUUAACGAUUCGGCAUGCAGAGACGCUUCUUAUGAGUACCCUAGCUCGUUGCGUGAGUUUCGCGUCAGAGCUAUGACGCGGGCAGCGCGAGUUGACAGUGAGCAGAAGAAAGGUGGUGAACCUGGUCAUUCAGGACGUCCAGACCAAGCCAAAUUUGCAGCUCGUGAUAAGGGAGGUCAACAGCGUCUCCCAGCCGCUCAAGGAGGACAGAAGCCUCCCACAUCUCCGGGUAUCUGCCGACAGCAUCUUCGAGGGGCCUGCAGCUACGGAGAUCGAUGCAAGUUCUCUCAUGUAUCUGGACCGCGGGAGGAGUGUCGUCAAUGGCUGAACGGCAACUGUCGCUUUGGUGAUCGCUGUGUUUAUGCGCACAACAAGAAGAGAUCGGAUAAUGCUAACGGCAAGAAACCAACAGCUUUGAAGACGGUUCAGGAGGGCCCACCCGAAGAAAAAGAAAUAGGCGAGAGGCCCGCUGAGGAGGAGCAGGUGCAAAUGUUGUGGGCGAUGCCGGACCUUAUGCCUUCUGCCGGUGGGGAUCGACAGCAGUAUGUCGGUCCUACUAUGCUAUUCGAGAUUGCUGGGGGGCAGCGUCCCUUGCAAGCUCUCUUGGAUUCGGGUGCGGUGCGCAAUUAUAUCUCUCAGGCCGUCGUUGAGGCUCGCGGAUGGAAGUGCUUCCCAUCCGAGGCUCUCGCGCGUCUCGCCGAUGGAUCUACACUCAGAGUGCGUGGAUCUGUGCGUGUUAUCGUUGUGUAUGAUGGCAUGGAAGUCCCACUGGACUUCCACAUUCUUCCACCUCGCGCUAAUUCUGUUGCUGCUGAUGAUGCUUUGGACGAUCGUUGCAUCUUGGGUACUCGUUCUAUGUGCACGCUUGGCAUAAGCCUGCGGUUCUCGGAAGAAGGAGGGAAGCGCCGAGUCGUUAUUAGCAGGCCGAUUACUCAUCAACGUUCGACUGUUGAUCAUCCUCAUCUAUCGGCAUCUCAAAGCAUCGUUGCUGAUUACGGGACAGUCAAUGUCAUCGACGAGGUCCUCACUGUGCGUUUUCAUCGAGAUGAUUCCUCCCUCUGUCAUGUGGCAGAAACGUCCGACCUAUUCCCAUCUAUGGCGGUGGAGCCGGACUGCGGCCAACCCCCCGAGCCUGUGUGUAAGCACCGUCCCUUUGAUGACUCCUGGUGUGCCGUUAGAGGUGCGCCGCAGUACGCGGUACGACUGAGGCCAAUGGGCGUCGAUGAGGAGAAGGAUUGCCCUGAUCAAACACAUGUUGCUGAAGUCCGCUGGCAGGUUACUACUGCGCCACCGGGGAGUAAAUUGCCGAGAUCACCAGCAGACUUCUCUAUUCCCCUUCACAAUCGCCUGAGCGAAGAGCAGAAGCGCACCUUUCGGCAAGAGAUCGCUAAGUUCACGGUACGUGGUUGGUGGUCGGAGAUAAGUCCUUCUGAUGCUGAACUGCCGACUACUAGAGAGGAGGAGGAGCAGUUGCCCGUGGCCAUCGCAUUCCCCGUGCCGCAAGGGGAGGCGAAGGUCCGCCCUUGCGUGGACGUGCGUCAAUGCAACCGGCAGUCUCCGAACAGCUCUUAUGUUGGUGCCUCAUGUCCCGUCAUCCUCUCGCAGAUAAGAGUUGCCCUCGCGCAGAUCGCUGCCAAGGCGCGAACUCAUCCGCUGCUUCCGCUGCUGUCUCUUGAGACGAUGGACUGUAUGACGGCUUUUUAUCGUAUUCGACUCCAUCGUAAGUGCGCCCGCAUUCGCUGCUUUGGUCGAGUCUACACGGCUCGACGCCUCAUCUUCGGCCUGCGAUGUGGCCCUGCAGUCCUCGAAGAAGUACUACAUCGCCUUGUUCAAGCUGCUCGACAGAACCUUUCGAGCGACGUGGUCGGGUCAUUGCCGCUAUAUCACUAUGUUUAUGUUGAUGACUUGACAUUGCUAGGGGACCGUCAGGCAGUCACCGCCUUCAAAAACGAGUUGAUACGUGUCGGUGCAGCCUGGGGAUUCGAGUUCUCUGCUGCAAAGAUGCACUCUAUCCACUUCGACGCCGAAGGUCAUUGCAACCCUUUUGACGACUUCACUCACCUCGGAGUCCAAUUUGCUGCACAACCCACCACUACCAACUCCUGCGAGUUGCGUCUUCGCUGCGCACAUAUACCUCUGCCGGAGGUCGGGACCUUGGUGGCCGGCUCGAAACUGUCAAAACGCUGUGCUUUUAAGAUCGCCGGUGCUGCUUUCGAUGUGCUCUCUGUCCAUGGUGAACAGUCGUUAGCAGGCGACCUAGUCCGUCGAGUGUCUGGGCGUUGGAAGACAUCGUCUUGGGAUGAGUCCGUGGUGUUAGCUAAAGACGAAGCGACCGCUCUCAACAUUGCGGUGAAGGUUCUGAGGGAUAAGCCUGCGGUCUGCGAUCAUGCUGUAUGCUUCCAUGCCGAUUAUCUCGACAUCUACGCAGACGCCAGUCCAACCGGUUUGGGAAUCGUGGCACUGUUUAGUCGACGCGGUGAGCAGCGAUGUGAAGAUUCCCAAUCCUCUGGUCAUGCUUCCCAAGAUACUGUUCUGUAUCGCAGAGCGAAAAUGUGGAAGAAUGCACAAUAUAACUGGCACCAAAACCGUAAGGAAGCAUUCGCCUUGGCUGGGUCCUAUCUAUUCCUCAACUCCGUUGUUGCGUAUGUCUCGCCUUUGACGGUGCGGUUCUGGUCCGACUCCCAUACAGCCAUUUCCUGGGUUACUGGUGGGAGUAAGCUUACAUGUAAGUCGAUAGAGAGAGUGGCGAUCUCACGGUUGAUUGAUGCGAUGGCUGAUCUUCGCGAGAGCUGGCAUCGUCGUUACGGUCUAGUCCCCGUGACCUAUCAUCUCGCCGGCAAGAAGAACUCCUCCGCUGAUGAGUUGAGUAGGCUCUCCGCGCUAUGGAAGGUGCCAACGACUCUGCUGCAGCGCGACUCGAUGAGGCUGGAGGAUGGCAUCCAACAGGGGGGCAGACCUUCCAUCGACAAGCCUUCUGCCGUCGCUUAUGAGCAUGCCGAACCAGUUUUUACCUGUGCUUCUUACGAUGAUCAACUCUUUGCUUUGAGCGCCACGGAUGUGUUGGCCCCGCCUGAUCGUUAUGCCAUGUCUGUCGGUCGUCCCGCGAGAACCGAGCUGUUGAAGCUGCAGUGGGGAUCGCCUUGCCUGCGCGCUAUUUUAUCAGCCCUUGGAUCCCGUGCACCGGGUGACCGUGAGGCUGCCAGAGCAGUCGAUCUUCCACGCGACCUUGCUAAGGAGCUGAAGGAGUUCUCGAUUGCGGAGGAUGGUUUACUCAUGAAGCGUAUCUCCACAACUCGUGUUCACAAUUCUAGAGGAUCUCGACUGUGCUACGCUGUACCUAUGGAUUCGGAUGAUGGCAAAAGAUAUGCGCAGAAUCUUGUCUCAUCCUACCAUUCUACCUCCGGUCCAGACAUCCGGGAUGUCUGGGUCAAAGGCAUUUGCGCUGGUUGGACCCUAACUAUGGGAGUAUCUGCUCCGUGGCAGACGGUAUCGGUAGACAUCGCUGACAUGGUGAUUGAUCGUACCAAUAAGUUCUCCUGCGCAUUAUUCUUGAUUGAUCAUUACAAUAUGAAGGCUCCUACUGUUAGUCGCACGGUGGAGUCUUACAUUAUGAUGUUCGGGAGCAUGCUAACACUUCGCAGUGAUGCAGGUCCCUGUUUCAGGGGACGCCCUUUUGUUGCCAUGCUCAAGAAAUACGGUAUACGCCAUAAGAUGACUGGACCUUUUGCCCCAUUCUCUAAUGGAGCGGUCGAGCGGGCCAUAUCCUCCAUCAAGUUUAUCUCUCGUUCGUUGAAGAAUAAACGUAAUUGGCCUCAAUUUUUGCCUCGCGUGCUCUUCCGCCUUAACGCCAAGGCACUGAAUCACGUCGAGUUAUCUCCUUUCGACAUUUUCUUCGGUCGGAGUCUCCGUCUGCCAUUGGAAGUGGCUCUGGAGAACACUGGAGUAGCUGCUGAGGCUCAUGCUACUCCUGAAUCUGAGGAAGCCAGGAAGGAGACCCGUGAUGAGAUCGAUCGUCUGGUAUGCGCCGCCUUGCGUAUUCGCGAUGAUGAGGUCAGUACUGCUCGCGGCCACCUGCGCAGAGGCCCUCCAGCUGUUGGUUCUACGGUACUUAUUUACGAACCCGGGGUCGCUGGCAAAGGAGGGACCUAUGAUCGCCAACCUUAUGUCGUUAAUGAUAUUCUUGAUGGCACAACCUUGAAACUAUCCAAGGUUGGUGAACCAUCUUCCACUAAAACUAGUCAUUAUUUGAAUGUCCGUCCGUACUAUGGAUCAUCCGGGGGGCAUGUGAGAGAUUGA